AUGACGAGUUUCCUACCACAGAGCUGCUUCAGGCAGCUAGCACGGAGUCCUUUCACGAAAAAAACACCCCUUUACCCUUCCUUGCUCCGCUCCCAACCGAUACAGCGCUUUUCAACUACACCCCGAGUCCAAUCUCGAGUCGGUGGUGCUCCAGUCUCGGUUCCCCCAGAAGUGUCACUAAAGUUCAUCGAUCUACCUCAGACUACGGCACGGGGUACAUCUCAGGACCAAGCGAAAACCGCAAUUGAAGUCACGGGACCGUUGGGUCAAUUAACGCUGAACGUCCCUCCUUUCCUCAAAAUUGCGCACGAUGAGAGCCUCCAGAAAGCAACGGUAGAGGUUGAGGACAGGGAAGUUGCGCAUCAGCGUGCUAUGUGGGGAACCACGCGAGCCCAUUUACAAAACUGCAUCCUCGGAGUCUCGGAAGGGCAUAUUUGCAUUCUGAGUUUGGUUGGUGUCGGCUACAGGGCUACCAUCGAGUCAGCGGCGACCACCGUUCAGGCCCAGUAUCCCGGUCAACAAUUCGUUUCUCUCAAGGCCGGAUACUCACACCCAAUUGAACUGGGAAUCCCGCAAGGCGUUAAGGCAAGCACGCCCCAGCCGACACGUAUUCUUCUGCAGGGCAGUGACAAGCAAGUUGUAACACAAUUUGCGGCGGAGAUCCGAGAGUGGCGCAAGCCAGAGCCUUACAAGGGCAAGGGUAUCUUCGUCAACGGAGAGACGGUCAAGCUGAAGGCGAAGAAGAUUCGAUAA
This is a messenger RNA of Aspergillus puulaauensis, 753 nucleotides long. RefSeq names its product mitochondrial 54S ribosomal protein uL6m. The record is from RefSeq and is a predicted model, not a curated record. Gene Ontology annotation, molecular function: rRNA binding; structural constituent of ribosome. NCBI's taxonomy places the organism in Eukaryota, Fungi, Ascomycota, Eurotiomycetes, Eurotiales, Aspergillaceae. Gene Ontology annotation, cellular component: ribosome; mitochondrial large ribosomal subunit. The coding region runs from base 1 to 753 and encodes 250 amino acids. Gene Ontology annotation, biological process: translation. The transcript is spliced from 3 exons.